AUGGCUGCUGGAAACGUCCCCGGCGAGAGCAACGCGCCUGUGGUACAGAUACCCUGCAUUAUCUUCUUCGUCAUCACCCCUUUUAUCAUUGCUGCUCGAUUCUGGUCCCGACACAACUCGACGUCGUCUAUUGGCUGGGAUGACUGGUGUUGCCUUCUGUCCUGGAUUUUCUGCCAGCUCGUGUCAGGUCUUAUGCUUGGCUCUUGCGCCUAUGGAUUCGGUCAACAUAUUUACAAUUUAUCCCCUGAUAAUAGGCUCAUGGCUUUGAAGCUGUUCUACAUCGCACAAAUCUUCUACAAGCUUACCAUGAAUUUGACCAAGAUAUCAAUUCUGCUUCUAUACAUGCGGAUCUUCGAAGUAUUUGUCUGGUUCCGAUGGGUCGGCCGCACCCUUAUUGGCAUAGUGACCGCUUACAUGAUCGCGGCAUUCUUCGCGGCGGUGUUCCAGUGUACCCCAGUGCAAAGAGCAUGGGAUAAAUCCGUUCCGGGAACUUGCAUUAGUAUCGAGAAGAAUUGGUACGCCAAUGCGGGCUUCUCCAUUGCCACAGAUGCAAUUAUUCUGUUGCUUCCCAUAAAGCCGGUACUGUCUCUCAAACUUCCCGUUGGUGAGAAGAUUGCGGUGUUGGGUGUAUUCGUUCUCGGCGCGUUUGUUACAUUGACCAGCAUUCUCCGCAUGCAAACACUGAAGUUCUCGUCGACGAGCUCGGACAUUACAUAUGACAUUGCAUCGUCCAUGUGGACUAUCAUCGAAGACAACACAGCCAUCAUCUGCGCUUGUCUUCCGAUGUCGGGCAAGAAGAUCCAGGCAGCCCUGGCGCUUGAUGCUCGCCAGGUUAAAACGCACUCAGAAGUGCACACAGGCAGUUACCCGAGCGAAGAGUUCAUCAUGUCCCCUAUGCAUGGCAAUGAGGCGAAUGAGUCACCGGGCUCACAAGAAGCGGGUGCCAUUCGUAAAGUUACUAGAUAUGAGGUCUCUUACGAAGAUGCGCCAAUGCCGCGUACCAAUUAG
This is a messenger RNA of Diaporthe amygdali, 1008 nucleotides long. RefSeq lists its product as uncharacterized. NCBI's taxonomy places the organism in Eukaryota, Fungi, Ascomycota, Sordariomycetes, Diaporthales, Diaporthaceae. The coding region runs from base 1 to 1008 and encodes 335 amino acids. The transcript has 6 exons. The record is from RefSeq and is a predicted model, not a curated record.